AUAUAACAUUUGCUACAACCUCCCUAGUUUGUCCUGAUAAAACUUUACACGUUGUAAUUUGGAUUUAAAAUCCAUUAUAAACAGUAAAUCUCUUAGCACACCAAGGAAUAAAUGGUGACAAUUAAUAGCGUAAAAUUGUAUGUAUUCAACCCACGAAUACGUAACAACACAUACAAUUCACAGUUAAUAAGUAAUAAAGUUGCUUCACUGCCUGUCAAUUUUUCUUCUGACUAUACGCUAACUAGUCUGAACACGACAAGAGGCAACUGCUUCGUCCAGCGAAUUGAGCCGCUGUCUACUGAGCACCGAGAAGGCGUGACAUUAUUCAAAAAUUCGCAUCUCUUCCUACACUUGACGAGCUGUACAUAUUGUAUGAAACCGGUUGCCAUAUCCUAGAUAUCGUGUCUAGAGGAAGUUCAUAUAUUUGUAUUUAUACACAUUUCGUUUUCAAAACACUGAAGUGAAGUCCAGAUAUAUUAAAUUUGACUGUUCUAUUCGACUGUUCCAAGGAAUUGGAUAUAAUAGUCUUUCCCGAGGCAAUCUUGGACGACGGUGGACCAACACCGGUACCAGCUCCCUCCACCGAUUAUUUGCUCUGUAAUUCCACUUCGUCAAAGUACAAAGACUACUUGAAGGAACUGUCAUGUGCUGCACUCAACAAGAAGGUCACUGUGGUUGUCAACGUUCUUGAGCUGGUCAAUUGCAAAAACCCUCCUCCUGACGAGCAUUGCACAAGGCACAACGAAAAACUGCAGUCUGUGGUUCACAAUACAGAUGUCGUUUUUGAUCAAAAUGGACAGGUGGUAGCAAGAUAUCGGAAAUGGAACCUUGCUGGGGAAGACACUUUAAGUAUAUUACGGUCUCCAGAAGUAGUUACCUUCGAAACUAAAAAUGGUGAUACAUUCGGUAUAUUUACCUGCUUUGACAUACUAUUUGGAACACCUGCGUUGAAUCUGAGCAAGAAUUUGCACGUGAAGAGCAUCGUUUAUCCAACUUAUUGGUUCUCUGAUCUCCCUUAUCUGACAGCUCUAUCAACUCAACAGAUGUGGGCACAAGAAAACAAUGUGACAUUACUGAGCGCAGGAGGCAAUAGCUAUAAUACCGGAACUGGUGGCUCUGGCAUCUUCUUGGGCGAAAAAGGUGCCCUUGUCCAAAUGAUAAUCCCAAGCUCUGGCAAUGCUAAGAUGCUGUUACAAAAAGUACCUCGAUCACCUAGCUCAGAUGGAGUGAUUGUGAAUAAUAUUGAUCCGGACGAAGUCAUUGAUUCUUUAGCUGCAGAAAUGGAUGAUUUCAAAUUGAAUAUUGAUCCUACAGUAUAUGAACAUACGUCAGUUCCUCUAAAUCUGAACAAAACGACCGUAAUAGAAGAAAUAUGCCAUGGUGAAUCGGCCUGUUGUAAGUUCACAAUAAACUUCACCGUGAACAGUGAACUGAUGAAUCUUGGAAAGAACACCUACACGUAUCACAUAGCCGUGUUCAAUGGUGUUAGAAAAUUUCCUGGAGUGAGAGAUGUAGGCGUUGAAAGUUGUGGAAUAAUAGCCUGCCUUAACUACAGUUCCACUUCUUGCGGGCAAAGGUUCCCAAAAUAUUCAAAUGUGACUUGGCCGAUAACCUUCAACUCUAUAAAGGUCGUUGGCAGUUUUACUAACGUCGUACAUAAGAUUCAAUAUCCAAGUUCGGUACUGUCCUCAUUGCGAGCUAUUUCCCCAUUGAAGACUUCUUGGAAGAAAGAAGUGAAAGUAAAUAUGGUGGAAAGAACACAUGCGCUGGUGAAACCUCAAAGCAGGAUUUUAACGUUUGGGAUAUUUGGGAGGGAUUUUAGUAAAGACGAUGCCCCUCACAGUUACUCCUCUGCUGAUCUGGCUAGAUUUGCUGGAAUAUUGCUGGCUAUUGCAAUGGCUUCGUUUGUAAAAACAUUUUAAAAUGUUACUUCGUCAUUUUGGUAAUAUGUUUACGUAAAUGAUUUAAAAAAUUAUCCUGUUUCGUAGGAAUGAAUAUAAAAUAUAAAAGUGCCAUGGUCUGUUAUUGCCCUCUUGCUCCACUUUCUCCGAUCAAAACAGACUGACGACAAGUUGACUGACUGCAUACUUCCACGCACUUCAUUUUACCAAUUGGAUUGUGUUCGACCAAAGCAAGAGUCAACGUUCUUGGAACAGAUUUCCAUGUUUUAC
This is a messenger RNA of Acanthoscelides obtectus, 2171 nucleotides long. NCBI's taxonomy places the organism in Eukaryota, Metazoa, Arthropoda, Insecta, Coleoptera, Chrysomelidae. The record is from the annotation of a GenBank genome assembly.